AUGAACGUCCAAAGACAACUCUUAUCAUGGCCCCUCCGGAGCUAUGUCCGUGCGGGAACAUCAAGAAAAGCUAGCCCGUUCCCCAGAUUCCAGCGUCGUUCACUCAUCCCUGCGCCUUCAGCCAAUUCAGGACCUCUCCUAGAUCGCCGGGCUGAUAGAGACCUUCCGAAAAUCGAGUCUGGGUUUAAAUGGAUUCCCACAUUGCCCAUCUUUGCAGUCCUUGUGGGCGCGGCGAUGAUGGGAAUAUUCAACUAUCAGAAAUCUUCCUCGAGUGUUGUGAGCAGCACACUAUACGCACUACGGACAUCCCCACAGGCGCGAGAGAUUCUUGGAGAUGAAAUUUAUUUUGCUCAACAAAUACCGUGGAUAAGCGGGGAAAUGGAUCAGCUCCAUGGUCGCAUUAAUAUAUCAUACUGGGUCAAAGGGACCAAAAGCAAAGGCAAAAUGAGGUUCAAAAGUGUGCGCCCUGAUCGUUUGAGCUAUUUCCAUACUGAGGAAUGGAGCUUGGAGACUGAAGAUGGAAAGGUUGUACAGCUUCUUGCGCCUGAAGAAGACCCCUUUCAAACUGCGUGA
Talaromyces proteolyticus is the source of this 573-nucleotide messenger RNA. RefSeq names its product cytochrome oxidase complex assembly protein 1-domain-containing protein. Bases 1 to 573 code for a protein of 190 amino acids. The transcript is spliced from 2 exons. Gene Ontology annotation, cellular component: mitochondrial inner membrane. NCBI's taxonomy places the organism in Eukaryota, Fungi, Ascomycota, Eurotiomycetes, Eurotiales, Trichocomaceae. Gene Ontology annotation, biological process: mitochondrial respiratory chain complex IV assembly. The record is from RefSeq and is a predicted model, not a curated record.